AUGCGCCCUUCUCACUCAAUGCUCAUGAGUGGGGAUUGGCGUGCCCCUUUCAUUAAAGCCUCUGCCACUGCCACUCCUGCUGCUCGCCCUCUCACCCUAGCUUCAGCUCGCUCUACAUCCACCCAAGCGCUCCUUCACCGGGCUGGAGAUUUUGCCAAGUGCAGUGACUGGUCCAGCUCAUUGGUGAGUCAUCUUGUUGAGACACACGUCACCAAAGCAGUGCUCGCCUUGAGAAGUCAUCUUGUUGAGACACACGUCACCAUAACAGUGCUCUCACUGAGAAGUCAUCUUGCUGAGACACACGUCACCACAGCAGUGCUCUCCCUGAGAAGUCAUCUUGCUGAGACACACGUCACCAUAGCAGUGCUUUCCCUGAGAAGUCAUCUUGCUGAGACACGCGUCACCAUAGCAGUGCUCUCCCUGAGAAGUCAUCUUGUUGAGACAUGCGUCACCAUAGCAGUGCUCUCCCUGAGAAGUCACCUUGCUGAGACAUGCAUCACCAUAGCAGUGCUCUCCUUGAGAAGUCAUCUUGCUGAGACACGCGUCACGAUAGCAGUGCUCUCCCUAAGAAGUCAUCUUGCUGAGACACACAUCACCAUAGAAGUGCUCUCCCUGAGAAGUCAUCUUGUUGAGACACGCGUCACCAUAGCAGUGCUCUCCCUGAGAAGUCUUGCUGAGACACGCGUCACCAUAGCAGUGCUCUCCCUGCGAAGUCAUCUUGAUGAGACACACGUCACCAUAGCAGUGCUCUCCCUGAGAAGUCAUCUUGCUGAGACACGCGUCACCAUAGCAGUGCUCUCCCUAAGAAGUCAUCUUGUUGAGACAUGCGUCACCAUAGCAGUGCUCUCCCUGAGAAGUCACCUUGCUGAGACAUGCAUCACCAUAGAACAUUGCUCUCCCUAA
Closterium sp. Naga37s-1 is the source of this 903-nucleotide messenger RNA. The record is from the annotation of a GenBank genome assembly. NCBI's taxonomy places the organism in Eukaryota, Viridiplantae, Streptophyta, Zygnematophyceae, Desmidiales, Closteriaceae.